AUGGGGUGGGGGUGGGCGAGAGUGGGGCCUCGGAUCUAGCUACCAGGCCGUCCUGGGCACUGCAGGAGGCAACAUGACUUAGGCCUCUGCAGGGCUGCUCCUGCAACUGGCCCGGCCCUCUCCCCAGGUGCACCAGCCAUGAUGCAGCAGCCGAGAGUGGACACAGAUACCAUCGGGGCCGGCGAGGGGCUGCAACCUGUGACGCCCUGGUCGGCCUGGGUCUCUCGGCAGGGUUGGGUGCGCUGGUGGGCAUGCCGUGUGCCUCGGAGCUGGGCCCGAUGGUGGACCACAUCCAGCUGGCGACAACCACUGCAGCGUGUGCUGUGGUGUCUUGAGGGCAUGCUUUACCUGCUGCUGGCACUGAUGCUGUGCCAUGCACUCUUCACCACUGGCUCCCACCUGCUGAGCAGCUUGUGGCCCGUCGUGGCUGCAGCGUGGCGCCACCUGUUGCCUGCCAUCCUGCUGCUGGUGCUCAGUGCCCUCCCCGCCAUGCUCUUCACCGCCUCCUUCCUGCUGCUUUUCUCCACACUGCUGAGCCUCGUGGGCCUCCUCGCCUCCAUGUCUCACCCUGGCCGGACUCAGGACUUGGACCAAUAG
Molecule: messenger RNA, 597 nt
Organism: Trichechus manatus latirostris (Florida manatee)
Lineage: Eukaryota; Metazoa; Chordata; Mammalia; Sirenia; Trichechidae
Gene: TMEM239
Product: transmembrane protein 239
Exons: 3
Source: RefSeq, a predicted model, not a curated record